Cryptotermes secundus is the source of this 8852-nucleotide messenger RNA. RefSeq names its product roquin-1 (gene roq). NCBI's taxonomy places the organism in Eukaryota, Metazoa, Arthropoda, Insecta, Blattodea, Kalotermitidae. Bases 312 to 3287 code for a protein of 991 amino acids. Gene Ontology annotation, molecular function: metal ion binding. The transcript is spliced from 18 exons. The record is from RefSeq and is a predicted model, not a curated record.
AAAAUUGUGUGGACUGAUAAUGUGUUUUGUAUCGAUUUGAUUCCCGUAAAUUUUGUGUCACGUGGGCAGACAGAGGUUUGUGUGUACAGACAUAUGCUACCUGAACAAAAUAUUUUUGUUUACAGAAUAUAAAUGCAGAUUUUGGUGUUCGUGCCACAACUUUUGAAGAAUACUGUACUUUACCCACACAGUUUCAUCUCUUUAAGUAGUUCAUGUGUUGCUUCUUAUUCCCUGUAGAUAGCACAAGUCAACAAUGAUCUGUUAUGGCUGCCAUGAAGGCUACCUGAUGUAUUGCGUAGGAUUUUUCAAGAAUGCCAAUCCAGGCGCCACAGUGGACUGAGUUCCUGUCGUGCCCUGUGUGUUGCAAUGAAUUUGAUCCCACCCUGCGGAGUCCUAUCAGCUUAGGGUGCGGACAUACAGUAUGCAAGACAUGCCUCUCAAAUUUGCACAGGAAACAGUGCCCGUUUGACCAGACAAGCAUAAAUACAGACAUAGAAAACCUUCCAAUCAACUUUGCGUUACUGCAGUUGGUAGGAGCAAGUGUCCCUGAGACUGAAGGAAGUGGAAAUAUAAAGCAUCUCACAAAAGAAGAUUUGAAGAAUUAUUUGCAAGCAAAGAAAUGCAUCGAAGAACUGGCUUUGUAUUUGAAACCAUUUUCUUCAGGCAAUGGGACUGGUGGCACCAGUGUUCUCUCCAGGCCGAUGCAACGCAAGUUGGUAACAUUAAUCAACUGCCAGUUGAUGGAGGAGGAGGGACGCUCCAGAGCAAUGCGAGCAGCACGAUCCCUUGGGGAGCGAACCGUGACGGAACUCAUUCUUCAGCAUCAGAAUCCUCAGCAACUGUCGGCCAACCUGUGGGCAGCUGUUCGUGCCAGAGGGUGCCAGUUUCUAGGACCAGCGAUGCAAGAAGAGGUUCUGAAAUUGGUUUUGCUGGCUUUAGAAGAUGGGUCCGCCCUGUCUCGGAAGGUUCUGGUCAUGUUUGUAGUCCAGAGAUUGGAACCACAUUUUCCACAAGCCUCUAAAACCAGCAUUGGUCAUGUUGUUCAACUUCUGUACAGAGCAUCAUGUUUUAAGGUUUCAAAGAGAGAAGGUGAUUCAUCUUUGAUGCAAUUGAAGGAAGAAUUCCGUACUUACGAAGCUUUGCGGCGGGAACACGAUGCACAGAUUGUGCAGAUUGCAACUGAAGCAGGGCUUCGAAUUGCUCCAGACCAAUGGUCAGCUCUGCUGUAUGGUGACACGGCUCAUAAGUCACAUAUGCAAAGCAUCAUUGAUAAACUGCAGACACCGCAGUCAUUUGCGCAGUCAGUUCAGGAGCUUGUGAUUGCUCUACAAAGAACAGGGGAUCCUGGAAACCUGUCAGUACUCAGACUGCACCUCGAACUUCUGGCUGCAAUUGAUCCUAGUCCAGAGUCGAGCCCACCGACAUGGUGCGAGUGCUGCAGAGCUCUAGGGGCAGUUAGAAUUGUGGUCACUGGACUUGUUGAGUUUAUCCAGAAUCAUGGUAGCCGCAAAUUACAAGAACCUGGGCAUGCACACAAUGCCAAGUACAAGAUCAGUAUGUGUCGAGACCUUACACUGAAAGGGAGCUGCCCACGUGGGACCAAUUGCACCUUUGCACACUCUGAGGAAGAACUGGAAAAGUAUAGAGCAAAGAACAGGAAGGCAGUUGCAAGAAAUAGUAGCGGAGUGAACAAGAGUCAAGAGACGGGGAACAAGGAGGGACAAACUGGCGAGUUUCUCAGCAAUGACAAAGUCUUUGUUCAGACCGAUGAUUUGUUGUAUUCUACCACUACCCCAACUAUCACUCCAUCUCCAUUUGACAGUUCUGUGUUAAGAGAAGGGUACUUGGCUGCUACCCCAUCCUUGCAAGUUCCUCCACCGGUACCAACAGCUGCUGUUCGACCGCCUACUGGAGGUUUUGAGUAUGGAACCUACACUACUGCCUAUCCUGCAGGUGCAAAUCAACCAGCAUCCACAUACCAACCUUCUCAACAACAGAUGUUUGCCCCUACGCCAGGGACAUUUACACCAGAUAUCUAUAGUGCUGCUCCACACAACAUGCUGUUGACUUCUGGUGGACAGAUGUACCCAGCACUGUCUCAAUCUGACUAUGGUUCACCUGUGUCACCAGCAGAGCACCGACCAAGAGAAACUGCUCGCACUGGAAAUGCGUGGGAACAGAGUAGUCCAGGCAGUCAGCAGAACUGGCUCCACACACAGGUUGCUGGAACUUCUGUGGCUAAGAGGGUAGUAUCCAAGAGUCUAGCAGCAUUGCAGCAAAGGAAACAGGAGAUCAUCUCUCAGUUGGAAAAGGUUGUUGGGAAGUCUGCUGCAUCAGCCAUUUCCAGCUCAGCGACUUCACAGGCCAGAGUUACCUCAGCAUUCCCAUGUACAGAAAAUCAGGCGAACACGGCAACAUAUUCUAUUUGGACAUCAGGAGGAAUUCUGCACACAGGACGAGGAGGAAAUUCUCAAGUGAGUCACAUUGCGGCUGCAGGACAUCCAGCAGCUUUAUACAGAUCUGACUCAAUCAUGGCGGAUGAUGAGUUCAUCCCAUUUGAUCCACCAAUUGUCAGCAAAUAUGGUCCAAUUUCACGGAUGUCUAAAACUAUCCUGAGACCUAACAGUUCUGUUCAAGUAUCAGCUUCGUUUGGAGAUGGAACAAUCUCCACUCCCAUGGUGAGACGUCCAGUGCCUGCUGCUAGUCCUGUUGCAUCCUGGUACUUCAAUGCUGCUCAGGCUGCAAUAGCAAGUGGACGACAUGUCAUAGGCCCUACCUCAGCUGGUCUAGGUGAUGGCUACAUUACCAUUGGCCAUGGAAUCUUGGACCCUCCCCAGCUGUUCAUCCAGAAUAAGACUGCAGACUGCUCCACUAAAGAUUUGCUGGUGUUGGCUGACACCCAGAAAGUAGGCCUAAAGCAACAGCUACGCAAUCUUGAAAAGCAGUUGAAUGAUUUGAAGCUGGCUACCCAGACUCCAUGUGGAGCUCUCAGUGAGGGUGAAAAACUGACUCAUGAGUUACAACUCAUUGAACAAGGGAUUCGAGAAAAGGAAAAAGAACUGAGAUUGAAUCAUCUGGCUUCAACAUCAAUCACUGCUGUUGGCUGGAAUAAAGAUGGCACAUUGAACUGGGGCCUCAAAUCAAAUGGAGAUUAUAGGAGUGAUGAAGAAGAUACAUAUGAGGCAGGAAUUGCUAAUGAUAUGCGUGAAUUAGAGAUGCGAUUAGAGUACGAGUUGGAGGAGCAAGAGAAGCGGUGGUCCAGCGAAGAAGAAUCAGGCAAGAAAUAGGCUUAGCAAAUAUACUCUGUCUGAUGAGACACAUUUUAUUAUCAACCCAAUGGGUUCAGAAUAUUAUACCAGGAUAUCCUGAAAGCAAACUGGAUGGAGAAGCUGUUGUCUAGUUCCAUAUAUGCAUAUUGCUCUCGUUAUCACUGUAUCAGUACAUUCAAGUUGAAAUAGAUUAGGUAAUGUUCAGUAGUUCAUCCUACAAGUGAGACAUUAAGUACAGGCUAUAAAAUACUUCACUUUAAGUGUGAAUGGAAUAAAUUAAUUUUGCAUUUUAUAACAGUAUUGAAUUGUACUGUCUACUUGACAUGCAUUUGUGAUCUGUAUCUUGACAAGUUUAAAACAGCCUUCUGAUAGCCUAGUUAAAUUGAAGAACAAAAUUUUUAAAAUAAUCAAUCAGUGAAAUUGGUUUUCUGUAUAAUCACAUUCGUUCAUAAAACAUUGUAUAUAAAUAUUGUACAUUGUUUGCAGAUUGGGGCUGUGGGGAAAAAAUAUAUGUAUAUAUCUAAACAAGCAACUUAAAAUUAAUAUUGUAAUACAGUGAAACACAUUAUGUAACUGCCUGUGAUGUUGCAAGGCGAUACUUUCAUGGUUUUGUUGUCAUACUUUUUAACAGCAUUCCAUUUUUAUCAAUUUCAAGAAAGAAGUAUAAAGACUGAAUUAAUUACAGAAUAAAACCAUGUACAGGGGCCAGUAUAAUCAGAGUGGGACAUUUAGAAAAAACAGAUUUAUUCUAAAAAUAUCAAAACUUUCAUAUUUGUUUUGGAAUUCUCUUCUGUGUACUCUGUUCAGGCUCUAUAUUAAAAAUCUGUAAUGUGCGGUUGGUUCACUAGUCAUUUGAGAUUCCCUCCCCCCAUUUGAAUAUAAUUAAGACUGGAAAAGAUAUUGAUAAUUUUUAUAAAGUUGAAGCUGUGCAUAGAACAAAAGGUAGCUCUAAUUUAAAAAGUAUACCUUCUGAAGAAGUUGCCUUUUUUUGUCGUAUUUGAAAAGGUAGUAUUUGAUUGUCACUAAUUAAUUUACAAAAUAUUUUAUAAUAUUGCCAUGUUUCCAUGAAGACUGAAUGUGAGAGUGUUUAUAUUCAGCUUUCUGUAAAGUACAGAACUGUUUUGGUUUGCAGGCAUAACAAAACCUGAGUUUUACUGUCAGAAAUUAAAUAAUUAUUCAGAAGAAACUGUCGCAUUGUCCCGUCUUUACUUGGAAGACUUGAUUGAUUUUCAUCGCUGAACUUAUAAUGAGUUAAUUUCUCGUUUCUUCCAGACUUUGUUCUGGGUUCCUGAUGUGACAAUAAACAGUACUGUUCACACUGCAGAGAACCAGGAUGGCUUCUACUGUGGUUAUCACAUGUCUUGUUACUUUUGUUUUAACAGUAGUUUCCAUAAAUUGUUUCACUGUACUGUAGUCUUGUGGCUUGUGAUGCUUAAUUUUGUUUAUAACAAAUCUGACAUGUACCAAAAGAUCUUAGGUUAAAAUCCUAUGUAUUGUAUAAUCUUCCAGUUUUAGUGGGAGGAUAUUUAUGUGGGGCUGCGCUAGGUUCAGUAUUAAGGAGACGACAUUUGUACAUAGUUUACGAUAUAUAUACAUACCUACACAAGUAAUAGAACUUUAAAUUAUUUGUGACUUCAAAAUAUUGAAGAGGGCUCCUAUUUAUAGCACGCUUCAUUUUGGGUGGUUUAUUUUAUAUCAUGGUGGGUGGUUGAAUAUAUUUUGUUCGACUUGGGGUGGAAUAGUGUGCAUUACAUUGUGUGCAUUUGUUUAAAAAUGCAAUCUUGUGAUUGCCAGUACUGAUACCACAUUUAACCCUCGUUUAUGGGACAUACAUUACUAGAUCUAUGAUCUAUUUGCCAGUGUUCUUUGUUUCUGUAUGACUUCAACAGUUUCUUCCCUGUCAUAUUUGUUGAGAUUUAUGCCUUUAUUUGACUUGUUAUUUUUUGUGUUGAUUGUUGCUAAAGUUUACUGAAGUUGGUGCAUCAUGACCACCAUAUUCUUGGUGAAUAUACUGUUUCAGUUGCGCACAUGCAUAAGGUGCUUCUUUAUAUGUUGGGGAUGCAGUGUUUUGUUACUUGCACAGAGCUCUGCAUCACUCCAGUUUCCAGUAAAUAUGUGUGAUACUUGUUUUAAUGGUAUUUCUUUUCAUUGCUCAGAUAUGUUUGACAUUUGACAUUUGUUGACUGCUGCUUUUAGAUGACAGUUAACUUUAGCUAUAUUGUACAGACGGUCCAAGUGUGGGUGAAUCACUUACCAGCACUGUAGUUGUAGCUGAAUACUUGCAUGUUAAACAUGUUCUUUGUGCAGAGAUUGUUCUUUUGCUAGGAACUUACUGAAGUACAUAUAUCUACAUCUGUUAUACAGUAAUGAUAUGUAUAGCCUAGUGUGGGUCUCCUUUUUGGGGGGUCAGAAAUUAUAUAUGGUUGACUGGGAGAUGUCUGAGUAGAAGAAUGAAUGGCUUAUUAUCACAGUAAUUAUGUAUGAUUGACUGCAUGACUGAGUGGAAAAGUGAAUGACUUAAUGUCACAGUUUUUAUAACAUAUUGCCAGCUGCUGCGUGCAUAAUUCCGUUAAGGUUCUGCACUUAAAUACCAAACGGACAACUGCAAGAGGUGGUACAUCAUGAUAGGACAGCUGUAAUUGCAUAGCAGUGUACAUUGUAUUGCUGUCUGUUAUGCUUUCAGCAAACAUGCUGCUUAUGAAUAGUACAUGAGCCUGUUGGCCUCUGCUGUCAUUUGCUACAUGGACACAGGAACUCCAUGAAGUAAUUUAAUCAGUACUGAAAACAGCCAGCAUGUUUCAAUCACAGUCUGAAAGUGACAGUUGAUUACACUUACUGAUGAUGGCUUCUAGCCUAGUUGUAUUUCCAAACUAUACAUUUAAACGUGGUUUUGCAAAACUGUCCCCCCCCCAAAUUGAACUGACAAGGUGACAACAGACAUUCACACUGAAUAGCAACCCUGACACAUAAAGUACUGAGAAAGUAGUUUUCACAGACAAAGACCUUUAUAUGAGAGAUCUGAGGUUCUCUCAGUGAUGACUUAAGGUUAUUAUCUCCCAGGGUGAGACACCGUGUAUUCUGGUAGAUAGUAAUCAGCAUGUUGGAGGAACCUGCUGGCUCACUCGUCAUGAUAGAAGAGUAGGUUGCACAUGAAAACAGGCGAUGUAAUGGCAAGAUGGGCCUGAGCACAGGGCUGUUGUCCUUCCUCCCCCUACAUUCAUACCACUUGGUUUGCACUUGGUUCAUUCUUCUGCCAUGACGAUGGAGGCAGCAGGUGAAUUCAGAAUAUUGAUAAUGAUCUCCUAGACUACGUGGUAUCACAUUCCAGAGGACACUAGUCUUCAAGGACAUUAUUAGAUUGACCAAAUACAUGAUACCUGUUGAUACACAAAUAAUAUUUUUCUUUAAAUGUGAGAUGUGGCCAUAUUUUAUUAAAGUAUAUUUUACUGUAAGUAAAUUGGUCCAUUAGGGUUACAAACCAGAGUGCAGGACUUCAUAUGUUGUGAUGGUUGAAGUACUGACUUUCAAACACUGAUUCACCUUUUUAUGGAAUGUCAGUAAGUUACUGAGGUGAGCUUGUUUCUUUACAGAAAUCAAAUCUGGUCUGUAGCUGUGUUUUGUAGUGUUUAUACAGUACUGUAUUUGCUUAAAGGCUGCACCAGCUUGAAAACAGUGAAUACAUGUUGUAUGAACAUUUUUCAGAUCUCUGCCAAUAUCAUCUCUUUUAUUCAGAAGUUGGCUUGGCAGAGCAAAAGACUUAGUGACAGGCAAAAUUUUAAACAGAUAUGACUGUUCUGAAACUCCAUACUUGUACAGGCAUGCUUGUUUUAAAAGCAUCAGCCUUUGUACUGAUGCUAGUGGCCGAUUUCAUGCUUCCAGAGCAACUAAAUGAUGUGAAGUCUUUCCUGGCACUUAGCUGUGUCAGCAUGGGUUGGAUUUCCAUCAUCUGUGAUGCAUGUUGGAGAGUGCUGCUGUUUUCAGAACAGUGGUCCAUUCCAUCUUGACAUGCCAAGGUAUUGCAUUGGCUUUCAGAAAAAAAAAGUUUUGUAUCAUUGAAAUGUGAUGAAUGCUCAAUAUUUGAUCCAUUUUCCAGGUGAAAAAGAAAUAGGUUUUGUAGUGUAAGUAAUGAAAAAUGGUACUGUAAGUACUGUUACUGUCAAAAUUUGUAAAAAAGUCAGCUGUUUUCAAACCAAUUCAAAAUUAAAACUGUCACAUGCUUUGGAAAAAGAUUGUAUCGGUAGUGUCUUUUACUCUCCAAUAUUCCUGCAAAGUUUGUAAAAGAGUAUGAGUAGGUGGAGUAAUUUAAGCGGUGACAGUACGUGUGUAGUGGCAGAAAAGAAUGUGUUGCUCACACUGGAAGCCCAUUCUUGGUGACUUGUGGGCGUGGCUAUUUCAUUUCAUUUUCAUUAGUACAAAUUACAAAGCAAUAAUAUUAUGAAGUUCUGAAACCUGGCAACAGUGGACUUGGUUUCUCAGUUUUUGUGUGAAACUGUUCCUGUGCUUUAUCAAAUGACAAUGUUGGUACUUCAGCACUUUGCAGUUUGGUGCUAUUUUAUUUUGAAAUGGUAUUCAUAUUAUUGCAUUUAGGUUGUAAGUACUGUUUUCAUUUUGAAAGUGCUUAAUGUAAUACACCAAUGAAAAAGUCAGAAUGUUUUUACUUAAGAAGCAUGGCAGAUAUCAGAAAGAAUUUGAUUUUCAAAUGGUUUGUUAUGCUGUGUAUGUAUGUAUGUACAAGCCCAUAGGUAGGCCAUUGAUGCCUAUGGACAACUUAUGUGGUCCUCCAUUUGGCUUUGCUAUUAAAAUCUGUUUUUGUAGCAUAUAAAAAAUGAAGUUGAUUUAUUUUCUUUCUGUCAUUAGAAGAAGAUCUUGAUAAUAUGUGGCCCCUUAGCUAGGUGUUAUGUUGGGACUCUUGAAGAACCAUCCUGACAAGGUUCUUAAUAUUUUCAGCAGGUUUUAUAUUUAAUGUUAUAUAAGAAAGCUAAAACGUUUUGUAGGUGAGGUAAAAGAGAUACAGAUGCAUUCUAUAUAUAUAAAUCACUGUGGUCAUUGCAGUGUGCCGUGACAAUGCAAAACAAAUCAGAACACUUCUAGAAUUUUCUGUUGUAUGUACAAGGAAAAAUAUAAGUGUUGAAGUCGUCACAUUGUUCACAUGGUGGUUUUCUGGGGUGUGGCACCAUGUAUGCUGGCUACAAGGGUACACAGUGUCAUAAGACAGAAAGAAAGAAAGAAAUUAUAUCAAAACUAUGUUGUUUGCAUGCAAUCUUUUCUUUUGGUAGGGACAGGAAUGUGCAGGAAGCUGUCUUCUAGAAGUCUAGAAUAUGAAUGCUGCUGAUUGGUGCUUCUUGAUGUCAUCCAUUAUGUGUGGCAUAUUUUAAAGUUUCCUUGAUUUUCGCAUCAUGCCUAAACAUUAAAUCUUGCUGUUGCACAUAGUUUGCAUUCAGCUCUUUUCCUUGCAUUUUAUGUAACCGAAACUGCUGGCAGCAUAUUAAAAAGGGGUUGAUUGAAGUUUGGAAUAACUAUUGUACGAUAAGAUAAAUAUUAUGUUUUAUCUAUCACAGUAAUAAAAUUAAUUAUUCUUUCACA